This is a messenger RNA of Homarus americanus (American lobster), 854 nucleotides long. RefSeq lists its product as uncharacterized. The annotation marks the transcript as partial. The record is from RefSeq and is a predicted model, not a curated record. The transcript has 5 exons. NCBI's taxonomy places the organism in Eukaryota, Metazoa, Arthropoda, Malacostraca, Decapoda, Nephropidae.
AUGGUCAGAGUCCCAGACUUUCUAACAGCGGAUUAUGAUGGGUUUAGAAGGUACCUUGGUGAAGUAGCCUCAGAACAGUCAGGAGACACAGCUGAUGCUAAGGCCGGUAACUGGGUCAAUGUCCACGAAAAUCUUGAGUACAGCAACCUGCUGCUACCUGUCAGUGAACUCAAGGACUCUGGGGUUCACCGGUACAGUUACAAGUACACGUACAAUAAUAAGUACAGGUACAAUGACAAGUGCAGCUACAAUGACAAGUACAGGUACAAUGACAUGUACAGUUACAAGUAUAAUGACAAGUACAGGUACAAUGAUAAGUACAGGUACAAUAACAAGUACGGGUACAAUGAUAAGUACAGGUUCAAUGAGAAGUACAGUUACAAGUACACGUACAAUAAUAAGUACAGGUACAAUGACAAGUGCAGCUACAAUGACAAUUACAAGUGCAGGGACAAUGACAAGCAUAGAUACAAUAACAAGUACAGGUACAAUGAUAAGUACAGGUACAAUAACGAGUACAGUUACAAAUACGGGUACAAUGAUAAGUACGGGUACAACGGCAAGUACGGAUACAAUGGCAAGUACGGGUACAACGGUAAGUACGGGUACAAUGGCAAGUACGGGUAUAACGGCAAGUACGGGUACAACUGCAAGUACGGGUACAAUGGCAAGUACGGCUACAACGGUAAGUACGGGUACAAUGGCAAGUACGGGUACAACUGCAAGUACGGGAAUACGGGUACUACGGAAAUGCGGGUACAACGUGGCACGAGCGGGUUUAACCGCAGUGCAGAUUGCAACGGCAAGUACGGUUACAACGGCCUUGAGAUUACGGGUGCAUGGCAAGCAUGCAG